CUAUUGCCCCUACUCUCUCUCUCUCUCUCUCUCUCUCUCUCUUAAAACUUGAACAAACAGUAGUAGAGAUAUUCCAUCUCCUUUCCCUUUUCUCUCUUCGUGGGUGUUUCCAAGAUCUGAUUUUUACUCAAUUUCUCUCUCUAAAAAUUGUAUCUUUAGCAUAGUUAUUAACAGUUUCCAAUCUUGGCAUUGUUGUAUGUGCAUUUCUAGAUCAUUGACAACUGUUGUUUGUUUGUUGAACUUUUUUUUAUUUAGUGGAGUACUUUCAUUUACAGCUAUAUCCCAAAUUUGUUGUCAUAUAGUGCCACCCACAAUUUCCUUUUUUUUUUUUUAAAACUCAUAUUGGAUCUUGAAAAUCUGAACAAGGUUUUCUCAUAUUUGUGCUGACUGUUCCUGAGAUUUGGAGUUGUUUUUGGGGUUUUGACUGCAAGAUUGUUGGUGGGUGUUGUUUGAAUCUGAUCAUUUCUGUGGAUACUAUUGGGUUUCUAGGUAUACUUUUUGAUCCAUAGGUGGAAGUCAACUUGGUUGAGUUACUUUUUGGAUAAGAUUCUUGCCUUUUUUGCUUAUUGCUAGCUGUGGUUUGUGGUUUUGAUGCUUGCCACCUGAAGUAUGCAGCCUGAUCAGCGAAAAAAAGGGUCUGGAGAUGUAGAUUUCUUUACUGAAUAUGGUGAAGGGAGCCGAUACAAGAUAGAGGAAGUGAUUGGCAAAGGUAGCUAUGGUGUAGUAUGCUCUGCAUAUGAUACCCAUCUAGGGGAAAAAGUUGCAAUCAAGAAGAUAAACGACAUCUUUGAACAUGUCUCUGAUGCCACACGUAUCCUUCGUGAGAUCAAGCUUCUUAGGCUUCUUCGGCAUCCAGAUAUAGUGGAAAUCAAGCACAUAUUGUUACCUCCUUCUAGGAGGGAAUUCAAGGACAUCUAUGUUGUCUUUGAACUCAUGGAAUCUGAUUUGCAUCAAGUCAUUAAAGCAAAUGAUGAUCUGACGCCGGAACAUUAUCAAUUUUUCCUUUAUCAGCUUCUUCGAGGGCUAAAAUAUAUACACACAGCCAAUGUCUUUCACCGUGACCUGAAACCCAAAAAUAUAUUAGCAAAUGCCGACUGCAAGCUUAAGAUCUGUGACUUUGGUCUUGCAAGAGUGGCCUUCAAUGAUACUCCAACAGCUAUAUUUUGGACUGAUUAUGUUGCCACGAGGUGGUAUAGGGCUCCCGAAUUGUGUGGAUCAUUUUUCUCUAAGUAUACACCAGCAAUUGAUAUAUGGAGCAUUGGAUGCAUAUUUGCAGAACUAUUAACUGGGAAGCCUCUCUUUCCGGGUAAAAAUGUGGUGCACCAAUUAGACUUGAUGACCGAUCUGUUGGGCACACCAUCUCCAGAAUCCAUUGCCAGGAUAAGAAAUGAAAAGGCUCGGAGGUAUUUGAGCAGUAUGCGUAAGAAAAAGCCUGUACCUUUCUCCCAUAAAUUUCCACAUGCAGAUCCCCUUGCUCUUCGUUUGCUAGAAAGGAUGCUUGCUUUUGAUCCUAAGGAUCGUCCUAAUGCAGAAGAGGCUCUUGCAGAUCCAUAUUUCAGGAAUCUGGCCAAAGUGGAAAGAGAACCUUCUGCUCAACCAGUUACAAAAAUGGAGUUUGAAUUUGAAAGGCGAAGGAUAACAAAGGAGGACGUGAGGGAGCUGAUAUACAGAGAAAUUCUUGAAUACCACCCAAAAAUGUUGAAGGAGUUCUUAGAGGGGCAAGAACCGACAGGUUUCAUGUACCCAAGUGCCGUUGACAAAUUCAAGAAACAGUUUGCAUAUCUUGAAGAGCAUUAUGGCAAAGGAGGGGCUGCUGCUCCGCCUGAGAGGCAGCACUCAUCAUCCCUACCUAGAUACAGGGCUUGUGUAUUAUAUUCAGACAAUUCAGUGCAAAAUUCCGUUGAAGUUGCAAAUGAUCUUUCUAAGUGCUCUAUCAACGAAAGUGAGAAACCAAAUGUGGACCGGAGUUCAGUGAUCCCCAUGACAAGGCUGCCUCUCCAAGUUCCUCAGAAUGUUCAAGCAGGUGGUGCUGCAAGACCUGGGAGGGUGGUCAGUUCAGUGUUGCGCUACAACAACUGUGGAGCAGCAGCGACAGCAGCAGAAGUCAUUGAACAGCGAAGAAUUGCAAGGAACCCUGGCGGUCCAACUCAAUAUCCCAUUUCCAAUACUUCAUACCCUAGAAGGCAUCCCAGCUGUAAAAAUGAAAGGGGUGAAGAUAGUACUGAAGUUUCAAACGGGGUGCAGCCAAAACCUGAACAGUACAUAGCAAGAAAAGUAGCUGCAGCGCCAGGUGGACCUGGUAAUCAAUGGUAUUAAAUUUGGGAUAUCUGAUCAGCCAUGUUACACUCAACUUUCCACUUUCCUAAGGAUGGUUCUCAUAAAACACCACCAUAUGCAAGCUAAUUUGACUGUCAGCCAUAAUUUUCUCAAACAAGGCCAAGUUCAGGAUUGCUUGGUAAUUGACACGGGCACUUGAAGAAUCCCAGUGUGAUUUUGGUUGAUUGGUGCAGACAUCUAUGUACAACUCGUUACUUAUAUUUGUCCUCUGAAGUUUAAAAGAUUCGGCAUGGAUUCUCCUCCAUUGGUAACUCUUGUUCUGUGAUCUCGAUAGAAAUGGAAGCAGUGAUAAAGAUGGAUGUUGGUAGCUGAUGACACGAACUACUACUGAUAUCAGUUUCCUCUACAUGUUUCUUUGUUCGUUUCCCUUCUCCCUUCAUUCUUUGCAGAAAAACUGUAGAGACGCUUUAUACUUAUGUUAUGACUAAGACAUUGAUGAUCUUAACGUGUAACCUGUAACAUUCUUUAUUAAAUAAGGACUUCUAUGUUUUUGAUCUU
Molecule: messenger RNA, 2835 nt
Organism: Solanum dulcamara
Lineage: Eukaryota; Viridiplantae; Streptophyta; Magnoliopsida; Solanales; Solanaceae
Product: mitogen-activated protein kinase 15
Exons: 10
Coding region: 610-2316 (568 amino acids)
Biological process (GO): intracellular signal transduction; protein phosphorylation
Cellular component (GO): cytoplasm; nucleus
Molecular function (GO): ATP binding; MAP kinase activity
Source: RefSeq, a predicted model, not a curated record